AUGAAGUUGAACAUGAGCAUGUUCAAGAACGGCACGCGUAUAACCUCGGUCAACCAGAGUGGCAUCAGCAAAAACAGAAACUGGGCCACCGUCCUAUACACGAGAGAAAAGAAAGCCACGAGUCCGCAACAGCCAAAGUCUGCUUCGAGUUCCUGGAUAAGACCGGUCAGCUUUAGCUCAGUCGUCAAGGAGCUACACCCUGAGCUACUAUUGCCCGUGUGUGUGUUCUACCUGAUACUGCGUGGCCUUGAUACCAUUGAGGACGAUACCUCGAUCCCUCUCGACACAAAGGAGCCGCUUCUUCGAGACUUUAAAGAUUACCUGGAUCAGGAUGGCUGGACCUUUACCGGUAAUCGCCCGGAAGAAAAGGACCGCCAAUUAUUGGUGCAGUUCGACAACGUCAUUACCGAGUUUAGGAAUACGAAACCAGCCUACCAAGCAAUCAUCACGGACAUUACCGAUAAAAUGGGAAAUGGCAUGGCCGAUUUCGCGCGAAAGGCGGCCUCCGGGGAUGCCGGCGUCAACACUGUCGAAGAGUACGACCUCUAUUGCUGGUACGUGGCUGGUAUCGUCGGCGAGGGUGUGACUCGCCUCUUCGUCGAGGCCGGGCUGGGUGAGGGAACCUUGAUCGACCAUGUCCAUCUUUACAAGUCGAUGGGUCUCUUGCUGCAGAAGAACAACAUCAUUCGCGACGUCCGUGAAGAUCAUGAUGACGGCCGCCGUUUCUGGCCCAAAGAGAUUUGGUCAAAGCACGUCGAUAACUUUGAAGACCUGUUCGAACCUGAGAAUCUCGAGCUUGCCCUCAACUGCAGCUCCGAGAUGGUCUUGAAUGCUCUGGGGCAUGCGAACGACUGCUUGUCGUAUCUUGUUGGCUUGCGCGAGCAGAGCGUGUUCAACUUUUGUGCCAUUCCCCAAUCCAUGGCCAUGGCCACGCUGGAGUUGUGUUUCCGUAAUCCAGCCAUCUUCCAACGAAACAUCAGAAUUACCAAGGGAGACGCGUUCCAGCUGAUGGUCGAGUCCAGCCAAGAUCUUGAGAGAGUGUGUGAGGUCUUUUGUCGUUAUGUCCACCGAAUUCAACAAAAGAAUAACCCCAAUGACCCCAAUUUCUUGAAGAUCAGCAUUGCUUGCGAACAGAUUGAGAGAUUUGCUCAAGAUCUGGCACCACAAUGCGUCAAAGUUGCCAAGGGGAAGACUUUGGCCGCCGACAAGGGGCAAGUUCAGCAUCAGGCCGGCUUCAAUGAAGAAAUUCGGUCCACUACUGGACGAGUGCUUGCCGUUUCAGCAGCCAUCUCAAUAUUGGUAGUAGGAGCCGCCUGGCUCCUGGAAGCCCGCUUUAAUGUUGCCUGA
Messenger RNA from Scedosporium apiospermum, 1347 nucleotides. RefSeq lists its product as uncharacterized. The record is from RefSeq and is a predicted model, not a curated record. Gene Ontology annotation, molecular function: squalene synthase [NAD(P)H] activity. Bases 1 to 1347 code for a protein of 448 amino acids. Lineage: Eukaryota; Fungi; Ascomycota; Sordariomycetes; Microascales; Microascaceae. The transcript is spliced from 3 exons. Gene Ontology annotation, biological process: farnesyl diphosphate metabolic process; ergosterol biosynthetic process. Gene Ontology annotation, cellular component: endoplasmic reticulum membrane.